GACAGAAGACCAAAGUGGUAUAAACACUGGAACAGCUGAUAAUUCGAGCAGUAACGUUUAUUCAGCGAUAAGAUGUGCGAAGGCCCUAAAAACAACAACAAUUGACAAAUUAUCAAAACAAGUGAUCUACAUCACAAAUAUUGGUCUAAUCUCUGCACAAAGUCGCAUCAGAUUUGAAUUAAAAUUUGGCUUUUCUUCUGGUUUUCGAAAUUGAAAUAAAAUGUUUUACACGAGAUUUUCUUCAGCAAAACGAUUUUUAAGUGCACAGUCUCAGCCAAUAAAGAAGAACAUACAGAAGAUUUUGAUUGCAAAUCGUGGUGAGAUUGCGUGUCGUGUCAUAAAAACUGCACGCAAAUUAGGUGUACAAACAGUCGCAGUUUAUUCAGAUGCUGAUGCCAAGUCGCUUCAUGUGCACGAAGCCGACGAAGCGUAUCACAUUGGUCCAGCAGCAUCCACACAAUCGUAUUUAUGCAGCUCAAAGAUUAUCGAUGUAGCAAAACGAGCUCGUUGUCAUGCCAUCCAUCCCGGUUACGGAUUCUUAUCAGAAAGUGUGGAAUUUUCUGAUUUGUGUCAACGUGAAGGGAUCAUAUUCAUUGGUCCCCCAGCGUCAGCUAUCCACGAUAUGGGUAUAAAAAGUACGUCUAAGGCAAUUAUGGCAGCUGCCGGUGUUCCGAUCAUUAAUGGAUAUCACGGAGACGAUCAAUCGAAUGAAAAAUUGCAGACUGAAGCACAAAUAAUUGGCUUUCCACUCAUGAUCAAAGCGGUCCGAGGUGGCGGUGGCAAAGGAAUGCGAAUUGCGAAUACUGAAGCUGAGUUCAUGGAUCAAUUGGAAUCAGCAAGAACGGAAUCGGCCAAGGCAUUUGGUGACAGUUCGGUUUUGCUCGAGAGAUACGUUCGAUCUCCUCGACACGUUGAAGUACAAGUAUUUGCCGAUACCCAUGGGAAUGCGGUCUAUUUGUUUGAAAGAGAUUGUUCAGUUCAAAGACGUCAUCAAAAGAUCAUUGAAGAAGCACCCGCUCCAGGACUAUCCGAGGAACUACGAACAGAAUUGGGAUUGGCUGCUGUUCGUGCGGCAAAAGCAGUCGGGUAUGUCGGAGCUGGUACUGUAGAAUUUAUUCUGGAUAAAGAAGAUUUAUCAUUUCAUUUCAUGGAGAUGAACACUCGGCUUCAGGUGGAGCAUCCGAUUAGCGAAAUGAUAACGAAUACGGAUUUAGUGGAAUGGCAAAUCAGAGUUGCAUCAGGUGAACCAUUGCCACUGACACAAGAACAAAUCAAGAAACGUGGACAUGCGUUCGAAGCUCGAAUCUACGCAGAAAAUCCGCGUAACGGAUUUCUACCAGGGGCCGGCCCACUUACACAUUUAAGCACUCCACUACCAAACGAAUUUGUUCGUGUUGAAACUGGUGUUCGUCAAAACGAUGAAGUAUCUGUUCAUUAUGAUCCAAUGAUUGCCAAAUUGGUCGUUUGGAGCGAAACCAGAAAUCUCGCGCUGAAUAGUCUAAUUGCUCGCCUACGAGAAUAUCACAUCACCGGUCUCGAUACAAAUGUAAAUUUCUUGAUUGAUUUGGCAUCGCAUCCAUCAUUCCAAGCCGGUGACGUUCAUACUGGCUUCAUUGAUCAACAUUUAGAUUCGCUAUUUCCUCCAAUAAAAAUCUCAGAGCAAACGAUCAGCCAAGCCAUUGCUGCGAUUGUAACGGAUGAAAAGAUUGCUGAAACCAAACGGGCCAUCGAACAAGGUUGUGAGGGUUCACCAUUUGCAGCUUGCGAUGGAUUUAGAAUAAACUCCUUUUUGGAAAGAGAUCUCAAUGUUGAAUCAAAUGGCCAAACGUACAAAAUCCUACUCAAAUAUGUUCGAACAAACUAUGAAAUCCGAAUCAACGAUGGCGAAUGGAAGCCAUUUUCAGUUAAAACGGUUCAAGACCCAAAUCCAAAUCGUUUAAAACUGAAAUUGAAUUUGGACGGUGUCGAAUCGAUUUUUAGCGCCGUCAUCAAAGAUAAUGUCAUCGAUAUUUUUAACGAAAAUGGCAAAAAUGAAAUCCGCAGAGUAUUGCCAAAAUUCCUGAAAGAGAUUUCUUCUGAAGCUACAACGGCUGGUUCAAAUAAGGCUGUAUCGCCGAUGCCAGGUAUUUGCGAUAAAUUAUUGGUAAAGGCAGGCGAUCGUGUAGGAGCUGGUCAGCCGGUUGCCGUUAUCAUUGCCAUGAAAAUGGAAUAUGUAUUGAAAGCAUCCAAAGACGGUGUUGUUAAGAGUGUUAGUGAUAAGCUAGGCAAAAGUGUGACUAAAGGCGAAGUAAUUGUUGCAUUCGAAGAGGAUGAACCAAAACCAAAGAAUUGAUUAUGUUUUUUGUUAUUUUUAUACGCAUUCGUUUUUGCAUUUACAUGUUUUGUAUUUAAAAAAAAAAAAAAUAAAAAAAUUAAAAAACAAA
Sitodiplosis mosellana (orange wheat blossom midge) is the source of this 2423-nucleotide messenger RNA. It is a transcript of the gene Mccc1, whose product is annotated as methylcrotonoyl-CoA carboxylase subunit alpha, mitochondrial. Gene Ontology annotation, molecular function: methylcrotonoyl-CoA carboxylase activity; ATP binding; metal ion binding. The record is from RefSeq and is a predicted model, not a curated record. Lineage: Eukaryota; Metazoa; Arthropoda; Insecta; Diptera; Cecidomyiidae. Bases 221 to 2332 code for a protein of 703 amino acids. The transcript has 8 exons. Gene Ontology annotation, cellular component: mitochondrion.